Messenger RNA from Racocetra persica, 263 nucleotides. NCBI's taxonomy places the organism in Eukaryota, Fungi, Glomeromycota, Glomeromycetes, Diversisporales, Gigasporaceae. The record is from the annotation of a GenBank genome assembly.
GUUUCUAAAAACAUUAAUCAACCAGAAAAAGAUCGUUCAUUGAAAAGAAAGAAACGUAGUAAGUUAAAUGAAGAUGAUGAAAUUUACAUUCAAUCAAUGACCACAAUUAGUGAAAGUAAAAAAUUAUCUGCACAAACAAAACAACAACAGUACGAUUUAGAAAAAGAAAAAUUACAAUUCGAGCGUGAAAAAUUUGAACAUCAAAAACACAUCGAAUUAGAAAAUAUAAAAUUAGCAUUAGAAAAAUAUAAAUUAGAACUCGA